GCCCCUCCACGCUUCACACAUGGCCCCUCCAAACGAUAAACCCAGCCUCAAAUCCGUCCUCGUAACCGGCGGGUGCGGCUUCAUUGGCCACCACCUUGUUUCCGCCAUACUCGAGGUCGAACCCAAUUGCAAAGUCUAUGCUUUCGACAUCGACACCAAUCGCCCAUCACGCCAACAUGCCUCUGCGAUCUACAUCACCGGCGAUAUCACCGAUCCAUCUGCAGUUGAUGCAGCUUUCGCUGCAAUGGCGAAUCCACCACUCGUCAUCUUCCACAUAGCCUGCCCACCUUCCAUGGAACCUGACCCUCAGCUUCACUGGCGCGUCAGCGUAGAAGGGACGCGAAACCUUCUUGCAACCGCCGAUCGCGAUGGGGGUACGCGGGUUCUGGUUCUAACUUCCUCCACUGCAGUCGGGUACGACGACGUUGCGGAACUACGAGACGUGAAGGAACUACCAGUCCUCGAUGCCUCGAAGCAGUCACGCAGCUACUCCCUAGCCAAGGGGGUUUCCGAGCAAGAAGUGAUUGCUGCGAACCGGAAGAAUGCCAAUGGGAUGUUGACGUGUGCUCUACGUCCUUGCACGACAUUUGGCCCGGAUGACCCGCUGUUCUUUGAGAAUAUUCUAAAUGUCGUGAAGAGAGGGCAAGAAAAGUACAGGUUUGGGAGCGGCGAGAAUCUCUACGACUUCGUCUAUGUUGACAAUGUUUGCCAUGCCCACCUUCUCGCUGCUCGGGCUCUGAUAGCCGCCCAUAGGGAGGCGCCAUUACCGGCUGCUGAACGUGUGGAGGGCGAGGUGUUCAACAUCACGAACGACGAACGGAUUCCUUUCUGGGAUUUCACUAUGAGAACUUCCAACCUCUUUGGGUCACCGAUUACGCACAAUGAUGUAGUAUCAAUUCCUAAGCCCAUAGGUUUGACGAUUGGAUUUCUAGCCGAAUGGUUGGUUUGGGCUUUUUCGUUGGGGAAAAGACGGUCGGCGGUAUCUACUGCAGCUGUGAGAUACGCUGUUUCUUCCUACACCUUGAAUAUUGACAAGGCCAACGAAAGGUUGCAGUAUAGCCCUCCAGUUGGACUACAAGAGGGACUUGACCGAACGGUUGAUUGGUAUAAAAAACAAAGAAAAUGGUAAUGACGGGCGGAUUCAAUAGAAGUGUUAAGAAGAUGGUGUCUCGGAAUCUAG
Aaosphaeria arxii CBS 175.79 is the source of this 1180-nucleotide messenger RNA. RefSeq names its product NAD(P)-binding protein. Lineage: Eukaryota; Fungi; Ascomycota; Dothideomycetes; Pleosporales. Gene Ontology annotation, molecular function: 3-beta-hydroxy-Delta5-steroid dehydrogenase (NAD+) activity. Bases 20 to 1129 code for a protein of 369 amino acids. Gene Ontology annotation, biological process: steroid biosynthetic process. The transcript has a single exon. The record is from RefSeq and is a predicted model, not a curated record.